Molecule: messenger RNA, 6624 nt
Organism: Melozone crissalis (California towhee)
Lineage: Eukaryota; Metazoa; Chordata; Aves; Passeriformes; Passerellidae
Gene: PSD3
Product: pleckstrin and Sec7 domain containing 3
Exons: 15
Coding region: 1756-4755 (999 amino acids)
Biological process (GO): regulation of ARF protein signal transduction
Molecular function (GO): phospholipid binding; protein binding; guanyl-nucleotide exchange factor activity
Source: RefSeq, a predicted model, not a curated record
CCAAACCAGUGACAACUUAGCAUCAUCAUAUCCUACUAGACUCCAGCACUAGCUAGCAGAGAUUCAUCACAGAUUUACCUAGCAUGGGCAUGGUUGUCCUACAUCAGACUGAAGUUUCAUCUAGUACUGUCUCUGGUAGCCCAAAACCCCCAGAAUUUAGGGAACUACACAAGAGCAGUGGUGGGCAGUAUCUUUUUGUGAAUCUCUUCCAGUAUGCAGGAAGCUGUGGGUGUAUGAUUUCUUGAGGAACAUACUGCCCCUCUAUGCAUGCAGGGGAUUAUUUUUUCUGUGAACAAAUAAGUUUAAUUUCUGGGUAACCCUGAGCCACUGGCUUUCACACACUGUGUGGCUGUUCAAGCACGGACUGCAAAGAACACACAGCCUGUGCGUGCUGUUGGGCUCUGUGCCAAACUUCCCAGUGACCACAGCAAGGAGUCCCUCUGGUUGUCUCUUUUUGGGGUGAGGGAUCUCAGCCAAGAUGGUCAAUUUUCCUGCAAGAGCUCUGUCAUACCUCUAUUCCCCUUUACAUUCCCUGCAUGUUUGCUAAGGCAUAGAGGCAUUUCACCAGGAUUUAUUUCUAGGCAACUCUCCCCAACCUUUUCCCUCUGCCUCUCACUUUUACUCAGCUUCCCCAUUUCCACCAACUUGUUGUUUUUACAUAAUGCUGCUGUAACUUUCGACGGGAUGAAGACCUGCCUCUGCUUCUCCUUUUUGGAGUAAGCAAACUGCCCAAAAGCCUGGAGUGUCUGCAAGCUGCAGAAAAUCCUGUGCCCAGUCCAGUGUGGAUGUUUGCAGUCCAGUUACAAAAGCCCCGUGUUUGCAUUAUGUUAAUCCCCUGGCUUUGGCUACUCUGGCCAGGCAGAACCUAUUGCAGCAUGGAGAAUGACAUCAUUUGGAAAAAGGGCUGCUGCAUGAGGCUGCCAGAAGCUAUGCAGCAUCCCUCCCCUUUUAUAGGGGAUGGCUGCUCCAUCUCAGCAGGAGAAGGCUGCUUUAUCAAUUGGAAUAGUUUUAGUGACUGUAGAAGAUGUAACACGAUGCAGUGCAGGACAAGGAGAUGUGUGUAACCCUCCUCUCUGGCAGGCUGCAGUAGUGAUACAAUACCAUAAAUCCUGUGAUUUGUUCAUUAAGCUCUGUGACCUAGAGAUUUGUCUCAUCUUAAUGCAUACAUUGUUUUUUACUUCCCUAAUUUGCCUUUUACAAAUGGUGGCAGGAAUACCAGGAAAGCGUAACUGAUAUGGUGCUGCAUGCAAGCUCACCCACGUGCUACUUGUGAUCUGCGCAAGGAGCUGCAGAGACAUAAAAUGCAGGAUGACUGGGCUGCUUAGUGAAUGCUUCCAGCUCACUAAUGCUGAAAUGCCAUAAAGCAUCCUGCAUUCUGAAACAGCACAUGACUCUCAGCAUCGCCAUUCUGCCCGAUUCUCCCCUUAUGGACGCAGUUACAAAAACGGCAGCUAAGCACAGACGUAUCCCUGGCAUGCCGUCAGGCAGCCUUGCUGGAGGAAGAUUUUUUUUCCCCCUGCAAGCUGCCAAGGUGGACUCCUUAGCUCCUGCGAUAGACUGAAUGAGACUGCAGUUCCCCCAUCAGUUUCAUAAUACUCAGAAAGCAUCCAUUUACAUCAUUGUGUGCAGUGCAGGGCAGCAGCUGCCAGGAAAUUUGAAACUAUUUUGAUUCCAGUUGACUAGAACAGCAGCAAUUGAAUUAGCUGGUAUCGCUAUAGAUAAACUGAUGAUCUUUGCAUUUUAUUUCUUUGACCAAUGGGUAACUGCUGGAGCUACAGUAACCUCUGUAGUGGCCGUGGAAGCAGCAGUUUGCCUCCUCAUACCAUCAUCAAUGAAUUUCCAGAGUAUGGCACUGCAGAGUCGAGCAGACAAGCACCAUCGGCUCCAUCGACGUGCCAGGCUGAGCCUGUGACACGCAGUCCAGAAAGACGGGACAGUCCCCAAUGUGUCAGGCCUACUCCUCAGUGUGCAGCUCCUGCUGGUAAUUUGAGGCCUGAUGCAGGGGCAGUGCAGCUUCACACCCCAGAAAAAGGUUUGCAACCCACCGGUAAUCUGCCAGAGAUCAUGAAAAUCUCUCGACAGCUAGAAGCAACAAAGGUGCAAGAAAGAGCAAAUACUUCUCUCGAUUCAGAGACGCAAAUGGAAAAAAAGAGUGUUAUUGGCAGCCAAAAUGUGCCGGCAGCCAGAGAGCCAGUUCCAGCAGGCCAAGAAAAACUCUCAGACGUGCUUCUUCCAUCUGAAGGAACAGCUGAGGAAAAAAAGUAUUUGAUCAUAGAGAAAGAUCUGUCUUCAGUACGGGCUGGAGAAAAGCAGUCUGAAUCCUCACAAGCCAUAAGUAAUAAAGCAGAGGAGGUCCACAGAGCUCAGGAACCAAGCUGUCACAAGCCAUCUGUGACAAACCUGGAAGCAGUCAGCAGACUGGAGAGGGGGACACGUUUUGAGGAGUUUUCAGAGUACAGUCAAGGCAAAAUGCAAACAGGUACCGAGAGAAGGCUUGCUAAAGAGGCAGCUGUGAGUAAACAUGUAGAAUUUCAAGGUGUGGAGAUCUUAUGGCUGCAAAAAGCUGAGGAGCAGAGAAGAAAGAAGCACUCACUGCUGGACUCUGUGUCUGUGGAGAGGAAGGCAUUGUGCAAAACAUCCAGCCACCCUGUGUCACCAAUGAUCUCCCCAGCCUUGCUUUCCUUGCCAGACAGUGCAUGGAGUGAGGUCUGUGAAGACACGAGGCUGGAACCUGCUGCUUCUGGAGCCACUCCUCUACCACUGCUCGAAGAAGGCAGGAAGGAUGAAGUUUCUGUGAAGGGGAGGAAGAACUGUGAUGAGGAGGAGAUGGCUAUGCUUGCAAGAGGCCAGGGCAGGAUGGUGGAGGAGCGGGAAGCCACCACAGGAGGAUAUGAAGAUUUCCUUGGGCAGAGGCACUCUGACGUCUCCACUGAUCUGUACAGCUCACAGUUUGAAAACAUCCUAGACAAUGCAUCUUUGUACUACAGUGCAGAAUCUCUGGAGACAUUGUACUCGGAGCCCGAUAGCUACUUCAGCUUUGAGAUGCCACUCACUCCCAUGAUCCAGCAGCGCAUGAAGGAAGGUGGACAGUUCUUAGAUAGGACAUCAGUCGUGGGGCAGACAGAUGUCCCUGACAGGGAGGUGAAGGGAUGUGGUGAAGGCAUCGCCAAUGGCUUAAGGGAUGUAAGCGAAACACUCUUCAAAGGAGAUGUCACAGAAGUCCCUCAUCUGGAAAGCAAUCUUGACCUACAGAAUGUGGUGUUAGACUCCAGUGCAGCGAUGGGGAGCAGUGAACUUGAGGAGAAAGAUGCCACUGGAGCCCUUGUCCACGACCUCAGCAAUGGCAGCCACAGCAAUUUGGAAGCAGCCAGGCGCCUGGCUAAGCGCCUCUACCAUCUGGACAGAUUCAAACGCUCUGAUGUGGCAAAACAUUUGGGUAAAAACAAUGAAUUCAGCAAGCUUGUGGCCGAAGAAUAUCUUAAAUUUUUUGACUUCACAGGCAUGACGCUGGACUGUUCACUCAGGAGUUUCUUUAAAGCCUUUUCACUUAUUGGAGAAACUCAGGAACGAGAGAGAGUUUUAAUCCACUUCUCCAGCAGAUACUACCAGUGCAACCCAAACGCCAUUUCUUCUCAAGAUGGAGUUCACUGUCUCACGUGUGCCAUGAUGCUGCUGAACACAGACCUCCAUGGCCAUAACAUUGGGAAAAAGAUGACCUGCCAAGAAUUUGUUGCUAACCUCCAGGGGAUGAAUGAUGGCAAAGACUUCCCGAGAGGGCUCUUGAAGGCCCUCUACAAUUCAAUCAAGAAUGAAAAGUUGGAAUGGGCAGUGGAUGAAGAAGAGAAAAAAAAAUCUCACUCGGAUGGUACAGAUGAAAAGGAUAAUGGGAACCAGACAAAGGCUGUCAGUCGAAUUGGCAAUUCAAAUAACCCAUUCCUGGACAUCCCUCAUGACCCCAAUGCUGCCGUGUAUAAAACUGGAUUUCUGGCUCGGAAAAUCCAUGCAGAUAUGGAUGGAAAGAAAACUCCCCGGGGAAAGCGAGGCUGGAAAACCUUUUAUGCUGUGCUGAAGGGAACGGUCCUGUACUUGCAGAAGGAUGAAUAUAAGCCAGAAAAGGCUUUGUCGGAGGAAGAUCUGAAGAAUGCGGUUAGUGUGCACCAUGCGCUGGCAUCCAAGGCAACAGACUAUGAGAAGAAACCAAAUGUCCUCAAGCUUAAAACAGCAGAUUGGAGAGUCCUGCUUUUCCAAGCCCAGAGCCAAGAAGAAAUGCAGACCUGGAUCAACAAGAUUAACUGUGUGGCUGCUGUCUUCUCUGCACCACCAUUUCCAGCGGCCAUUGGUUCUCAGAAGAAGUUCAGUCGCCCACUCCUGCCAGCCACCACAACAAAGCUAUCUCAGGAUGAACAGCUGAAGUCCCAUGAAGCUAAGCUGAAGCAGAUCUCCACUGAGCUUGCUGAACAUCGCUCCUAUCCUCCUGACAAGAAGCUCAAAGGCAAGGAAGUAGAUGAUUACAAACUGAAGGACCACUAUCUGGAGUUUGAGAAAAAUCGCUAUGAGAUUUACGUUGGCCUGCUGAAAGAAGGGGUGAAGGAGCUGCUGAGUGGAGGAGAGAACGAUGCGCCAGGACUGAAGAAAUCCCACUCAAGUCCUUCUUUGAAUCAGGAGUCUCCAGUUAGUGCCAAGGUGAAACGCAAUGUCUCAGAGAGGAAGGACUACAGGCCAGAAACACCCAGCAUUAAGCAGAAGGUCACUUAGGGUGGAAAUGACAACUAGGGGAACAGCCAUGCAGCAAAGUAUUGGUGGUCAAAAUUUUUUCAUUUAAUAACCUGUCAUUCACAAAAAAUAAGUGCAUCUGCCUGAAUGGGGUGUUAGUGACAUUUUCUAUUGUAUAUUUUGCUGUUUCUGUGCAGAUUGUGGGAGAUGUCUUUGCUCCUGCUUUGCUUUGCUUUGUUAAUUUAUCAUUUAGCAAUUGAAGCAUCGGGACUUUUUUGUGUUAUUCUGUUUCUAAAGGAGCUGGGGAAGGGGUAGAGAGCUGUGACGUUUAUUCUGUCUCCUCCCCAUUUAUCUCCUCCCAUCGGCAUGUGGCUUUCAUCUCUCAAGUCACUUGUCACUUUAUUUACGUGGUGGGUGGGAAAAAUAACUGGACAAGCGCUGCAGUGCUAUGAAUGUGAGCUGUAGCUGUGAGAAAAGCUGUGCAAACAUGCAGCUGCAGAAGGCUGACUAUAGGGUAGGGUGCUGGGAGCACUAGUUUCCUGACAAUGUAAGGCAUGUUGGUACUGGUACUGAGCAGCAGGUGGUACAGUAAAUAGUCACUGUUGCUUAUUGUUACUGCAUUGACCCGGGACACUUUGCGUGUGUGAAGGAAUGAACCUGGAAACCUCUGGCAAUGCUGAGAUGAUGGCAUUGGAAUAAUUUGUUUGCUUCCUCCCAGGCAGGGAGCUUUCUCCUGAGUUUGCAGCCUGGAAGGCAUCCAAACCAUGCUGUCUCUGCAGUCAGGAAGAUUAGGGAUUACCCAGUUGGAAUGGCUAUCUGGGCUUCACAUUUAUUUGCAGAGAAGGCUGCUGUAGAUGUCAGCCAUUAGCAUUAUAUAUUAAUUAUAUAUAUUAAAGACAAAGGGCCUCUGUGUAGUUUUUAACUAUACGCUCUCACUUAGCUGCUAUAUAGAGCCUUAUGAUAUAUUGUGUCCUGUCGCUUCCCCUUCCGGGGGUUUCCUUGUUGGUGUGCAAAGAGAGCUGCUUUCAAUUCCUCUCAUAGUGACAAAGCACUUUGCCUUUUUUCUUCAGAACGGGAUUCUCCUCAGUUCUCCAUUUUCCUUCUUUAGCUCACAUAUAGGUGGAAGAGGCUGGUGCCUCCCCACUGUUCCUGCUUACCCUGUGCCAGAUUUUCCAAGGGGAGCACAGAUCUGGGAGAGACCACCAUGGGUAGGUCUUUCCAUACCUGAAAGGUACACUCUAUGCCCUGUUUGUGCCAUAGACCCUUGGGGUGGCCAGCAGUUUUUCAGGCACAGAGAGGAGAAAGAUGACAUAGAAAUAAUUUUCCUACUUCCCAGCCCCUCUUGUCUGGGCAGUGUCAUGGAUCUGCAGAGAGUGCUGGCUCUCCUGUUACCCAGCUUGUUACCUGAGUUUUAAUCUCAGUUUUUAUACUGGCCCACAAGGUGAGCUUGGACAGGUCUCUCCCAUUUUAUGUCAUCCUUUCCCUAUAUGAAGUAGUACUACCAAACUGGCCUUUCCCACAGAGCCCCUUGGAAGAUAAUGUUGAGGGCCAGUUGAAAACUGCUCCUUGCUCUUUGUUCUGUUGUGCCUGGCACAGGACAGCCUUCUUGUUGAAUGCAAUUCUUGAUGCAUAUAGAAAUGUCAAGAUCAAUGCAAGGACUGUUUAGAAAUGCACUGGUGUUUUCAGCCCAAGUAGUCAAAGGGCCAUACAUCAAAAAAAUUGCUAUCUGAGUGGAUGUGUGUUCUGUCUGGCUUCCCAAGGGUCCAAGUCAAUUCAUCUAGUUUUAUUGAGCUGCCAGUCCAGUGGGCAGAACUAAGAGUGAUCAAAGAGAAAACGCCCUUAACAGCCACUGCAUGACUUGCCUUCCCUACUGAGUACCACCAUGCAACAGCUUUUGUGGUGUUGUGCUGU